This is a messenger RNA of Penicillium odoratum, 7215 nucleotides long. RefSeq lists its product as uncharacterized. Gene Ontology annotation, cellular component: cytoplasm. The record is from RefSeq and is a predicted model, not a curated record. Gene Ontology annotation, molecular function: catalytic activity; phosphopantetheine binding. The transcript has a single exon. NCBI's taxonomy places the organism in Eukaryota, Fungi, Ascomycota, Eurotiomycetes, Eurotiales, Aspergillaceae. The coding region runs from base 1 to 7215 and encodes 2404 amino acids. Gene Ontology annotation, biological process: secondary metabolite biosynthetic process; amino acid activation for nonribosomal peptide biosynthetic process.
AUGCCUUUGGCGAAGGUCAACCCCAAACAGCCAGAAGCAGAACCUAGAACCUCAGUGCUGCGGACUUCGAUACUUAGUCCCUUCACUACCCUUCAUGAUCCUCUUCAGGUUCACCGGACCGUCGCCGUCACAGAACCAAUAUGCAUUCAGAACUCCAACCUAGACAGCAGUCUCUUGACAUUGGCAUGGGCUGUUCUUGUUGCCUCUUAUUCUGCAUCUAGCACAAUAACACUUGAAACAAACUUUCAGCACCCCGAUGAAUCAACAGCAGCAGCAGGUCUCAUCGAAUUAGAGCUGAAUCCCAUUCUGGGAAUACAGGAGACAUCGGUUGCAAUCGCAGAAAGAUUGAAGGAUACUUAUAGCCGGGGAGAUAUCUCAGUUCUUGAUGGAGACACAAACAAAAGCAUACAAGGGCUUCACGUUUCCAUGGUUUCAACGUGGAGUUCCUCGACGGAUGACGAAAGCGCCAGUGGUGAUGAAGGCCAUCAAUUGCACUCCCUCCAUGAGCACGAGAUCCUACUCUUGAUCGUUGAAUCUAUAUCACGGGAACAUGUAUCUUGCCGCAUUCAGUAUGCGGAAGCGGUGGGUUUUAAGGAGGCUGCCUCACGCUUCGCAUAUCAGUUCCGUCAUGUCGUCCGUCAGAUCACGUUGGAGACUCCCGAUCUGCAAUUGCAGCAGCUGGACAUGGUUUCACAGGUUGACAAAACCACCCUCGACAAGUGGAAUUCGCAGACCAAGACGUCGAUAAAGGAAUGUUGCCAUCGUCUUGUCACAGCCCAAGCGGAGAAGCAGCCAUCUGCCAUCGCUAUAUCAUCCUGGGAUGGUGAAUUAACUUAUGCUGAGCUUGACUCUCUGGCAGGAAAGCUGUCCGACGUCCUUCGCGCCAAUGGAGUACGUCCAGGAAUGAUCAUCCCACUUUUGUUUGAGAAGUCAAAAUGGAUGGUGAUCUCCAUGUUAGGAGUCCUUAAGGCUGGUGGUACAUGUGUCAGUCUGUGCGCUGAUUAUCCAGAGUCUUACGUUCAAGCAAUUAUCAAAAAGUCUGGUGCAACUGGAGUUUUAUGCUCUCAAGCGCAAAGCCAAAGAUUUGACCAUGGCGAGCAUUCUUGCUGGGUAUUGCCUGAAAUUCUGGAAGCAUCGGUUUGUUUUGAACACAAUCCCGUUCAUACAGACCCCUCCGGCGUCGCUCACGUUAUCUUUACUUCCGGAAGCACUGGGGAACCCAAGGGUGUGUUAAUAACCCAUGAGGCUAUCGCUACGGCUACCCACUAUCAAAGCCACGCCCUAAAUGUGGACCCACGCUCUCGGAUCCUACAGUUCUCCUCUUACGCUUUUGAUAUGAGUGUUUUGGAGACAUGGUAUGCAUUGACGCGUGGCGGCUGUUUAUGUAUUCCGUCGGAGACUGAUCGUCUCUGGGAAUUGCCGUCCUUCAUUCAGAAGCAUCGCGCCUCAUGGGCAUUCUUUACCCCGACCCUUCUACGCAAUUAUACACCGAAGGAUUUGAUUAAUCUGGAGACGAUCGUCCUUGGAGGAGAACCUGUGACUCAGGACUUGGUGAUGCAGUGGAACAACCACGCCCGUCUGUUCAACUUGUGGGGCCCCUCGGAAGGUUGUGGCGGUGCAAGCAUCGAGAUUCUUCCCGACACCUGGAUUCCAGGAACCUUUGGGAGCAGUUCAUGCUGUUAUUUGUGGAUUGUGCAACCGGACAAUGUGGAACGCUUGGUGGCUGUCGGAGCAGUUGGGGAGAUUAUCAUUGAAGGGACUGCUGUGGCUCAAGGCUAUCUCAACGAUCCGAUACAGACCAGUGCGCUUUUCAUACAACCUCCUGAAUGGCGCAAUACCUUCAGUUCGCCCAUAAUUGGACAGUUCUACAAAACAGGCGAUCUCGCCCAAUACAAUGCUGAUGGAUCCAUCCGUUAUUUAUCGCGCAAAGACACUAUGGUCAAGAUCAACGGGCAGCGAGUUGACAUGGACCAAGUCGAGAUUGCCCUCCGCCGCUUGGAGCCCGAUUGCCAGAUUGCUGUUGAUGCUGUGUUACUACCUGGUCGCAGCGAUAGAUCUGAUCCGGUACUCUUGGCAUUUAUUGAACACGCUGUGGGCGUUGAAUUUGACCUUGACAAAGUGCAAUGGCCCAUUCAGAUACCCCGAUCUUUCCACAUUGAGGCUUCCCAGCUCCUAAACCGGCUUGCAAAGUCUCUCCCCCGAUUCAUGGUUCCUUUGUUCCUCAUUCCCGUCACUCAGAUGCCAAUUGGGACUACGGGGAAAGUGGAUAAAAAAAAGCUGCGCAAGACCGUCGGAGGUAUGUCUCACACUGAGCUGGUUACGAGAUUAUAUCCCAAAAGCGGUCUUUUGACACCAGCUGAGCAAUCUUCAUGCCCGCCCCAGACUAAAGUGGAGCAGGUUCUUCAGGACAGUGUGGCGAACGUCUUGAAUAUACAAAUAUUGGCCGUUGAUUUAGAUCGAUCCUUCCGGGAGCUGGGCGGCGAUUCUGUCUCAGCCAUACAGGUUACGCGGCACUUGGCGACAAAUGGCCAAUUUUUUCACUGGGAAGGGCUUCUUGAUGCUGAGAGAUCGUUGAGAAGCCUUGGCGCCUCAAUUCAACCCGUUAAACGCCCCCAUAAGUCUCUAGUUGAACCAUUCUCGCUCAUGCAACCUUCCGAUGACAUUACGGCUCUGCGUCAAAUCGCUGCACUGCAGUGCUUGGUCCCCGAAACCGAUAUUGAGGAUAUUUAUCCCUGCACGCCGAUCCAGGAAAGCCUUUUCUCGAUUACCUCCGGCCUGGGCACCGAUGCAUAUAUCGACAGGUUUAUUUUCCAUCCGCCACCGGGAACAUCUCAAGAUAUGAACAAAUUGAAGCGAGCCUUGCAUCUGGCAGUGAAUCAACUCCCGAUUCUGCGUACAAGGAUGGUUCAAUCUUCGGGUGCUCAUAAUUAUCAGGUCGUGGUCAAGCAGUCAAUCAAUUGGCGACAAUACUCAAGCAUCGCUCAAUUUACGUCGACUGACUCGGCACGCGAGAUGAUUCUUGGGAUGCCUUUGGUCAGCCUUGGGAGCAUUAAAAGUGAAUCGCAGUCUGAAAAAUUUGCCGUGACUCUUCAUCACGCGACAUAUGAUGGCUGGACACUUUCACUACUCCUUCGACUUGUUGAACAGGCCUACCAUGGGUCAUCAGGAGUUGAACAUAUCCCAUUCUCUUCAUUCGUUCAUCAUAUCCAGCAAAAAUGCGACCCUUCAGCUACGGCAAAAUUCUGGCGCGAUGAGCUCGCCGAUGUUGAACCUUCUGCCUUUCCCCAUUACCCAACACCAGACUACGUUCCACGUGCAGAAACUACAAUUCGUCGAUCCAUUCAUCUACCGUCUUCAGAUGGCGCUUUUAGCCCGACGGUGCGUCUACGACUCGCAUGGGCAAUCUUGCUCUCAUUGUAUAGCGGCGCAGAGGACGUUGUAUUCGGCAAUGUCGUUGACGGACGUCGAGGGGACUUCCCUGGAAUAGAGGCUGUAGCCGGGCCUACAAUAUCCACCAUUCCUGUCCGGUGCCACUUAAAUCAUAAUUCCAGCGUUCGAGACACGCUGUCACAGCUUGAAGAUGCACGAUCUCGAUCUAUACCAUUUGAGCAGACUGGUCUGCAGCACAUUGCUCGUGCGGGAGAGGAUGCUGCGGUUGCAUGCCGGUUCCGGACCCUCCUCGUGGUGCAGUCCAAUACCGAGGGCGUUGAGUGUCCCCCUGUUCUGGGCCGCGUAGAGACAAUACUAGGUGGCAUGCAAGGAUUCCCAGGUUAUGGGCUUAUACUUGUUUGUGAGCCUAAGUCUGGAACCUGGUCUCUGGAGCUUCUUGUUGAUACAAAUCUCAUAUCCAUGCGUCGGGCGGAAGGAAUUCUAGGUCAACUUGCCCAUUUGGUAUGCCAGCUAACGCGGAGUGACUGUUUGAUUGGCGAUUUGGAUCUACUUUGCGAAGAGGACCGGAGUCAAUUAACAAAAUGGCAGACAGUUGCUCCAAUUCAGCCAGAGUGCUCCAUUCACGCCUUAUUCGCCCAAGCUGUUGCAAAAUGGCCUGAAUCCUUGGCAGUGACAACAUGGGAUGACUUAAAUUUGACUUACACACAACUUGAUGAUCUCACCUCUUCAAUGGCAAGUGACUCGAAUUUUGAAAGCCCCACUGAUGCACACACAACGAUAUGUGUACUUCUUCCGCGUUCUCAUUGGGCCCUUGUUGCGAUGCUAGCUGCCAUAAAAUCCGGAAACCCAUUUGUCAUGCUGGAUUUGGAACAAUCGUCAGCGCACCACGAGAAGAUCUGUCAACGAGUCAAGGCUGGUCUUGUUAUCACAAUUGAAGAAUUGGCAGAUCGGGCCAGCGGGCUUUGUGGCUCAAUGUUUUUUAUCGACACUUACACCCCGCAGACCACGAGUGCCGCCUUUGGUAUUAAGACGACUCCAAAGGACAUCGCAUACACUGUGUUCACAUCAGGAUCUACUGGUGAACCUAAAGGAGUUGUUAUUGAGCAUGGACAAUUUGCUGCUGCCGCCGUUGCGCAACAGAAAAGCUUACACAUCCACAAUCAAUCUCGUGUGCUCCAUCUUUCCUCCUAUGCCUUUGACUCGUUUGCUGUCGAAGUCCUCACCACACUUUGCGCGGGAGGCUGCGUGUGUAUUCCGUCAGAGGAAGAGUGCCGCACCGGCAUCGUGGCCGCAGUGCAGCGGUUUCAGGCAACCUGGAUGGUCAUCACCCCAUCGAUGCUCCGUCUCGUGAAUCCGCGGGAGGUGAUGAGCCUGAAGACUGUAGUUGCGGUUGGAGAAUCCAUGCUUCCUGACCAGGCCGAGGAUUGGUCGUCUCGAGUGCAGCUUCUGUGUGGCUAUGGUCCAACUGAGUGUUGUACAGGCGCCUCGGCUCAGCCGGUUGACUGUCAACACGUGGACGUUAGAAACAUUGGAAACGGUAUGGGUGCACAUCUUUGGCUGGUUCAUCAGAAAAACCAUAACAUCCUCGUUCCACUGGGUGCAGUCGGUGAGGUCGUCAUUCAGGGUCCGAUCGUGGGUAGGGAAUACUUGGACAAUCCUAGCAAAACCCAAGAAGUCUUCCUGGAUACCACCAACUGGGCUUCAGAACUUGGUCUAGCGUCUCAUGGUAGAUUCUACAAAACCGGCGACCUUGGCAGAUAUAACGCAGAUGGGUCGGUAAGCUUCCUCGGGCGAGAUAGCCAACAUAUCAAGCUUCGUGGGCAGCGAUUGGAUUUAUCUCUCGUGGAGCACCAUCUGCAGUUAGCAUUUGGCGGUGGUUUUACAGUAAUAGCGACCUUGGUCACGCCCGAGGCCUCCAAAGGCCAUCCUUUGCUGGCCGCCAUGGUCUAUUUGGGCAAGGACAAGGACUCCAGCACAGAUGAACAAUACACUACUCCUUUUUGCCAGCACUCCCCUUUUUUUGCCUCUCGACUGUUGCAUGUCCGAAGAGUCUUACAGGAAACAUUACCUCCCGUGAUGGUACCGUCGCUCUUCCUCCAACUUUGCAAGCUUCCACUGCUUGUAUCCGGCAAGGUCAAUCGUCCAGCCCUCAAACGCAUUGCAGAGGCAAUUCCCGCACAUGAAUUAGCUGUCCUAGAACAAUCUUGCUCCCAGCUAGUGAUUGAAUCACUUGCUGAGCAUGAGGUUGUCGCACAUACUCUUUCGCGCUGGCUGAGUGAAAUUGUCCGGAAACGCUUUCAAACUCCAGAGAUGCAGUCCUCGAUACGCGAGAUUCUAGGGCGGAAUGUAAGCCCGGCUCAACUAGGAUUGGAUUCUAUUGACAUGGUUUCAUUGGUUCAAUCAAUCCAGCGAGAGUUCCACGUCACCAUCCCGACUUCUGCACUCUUCCAAACCAUGCCAACAGUCCGCGAUAUUGCCACCAUGAUUGCCUCAUCCUCCACACAAUGCGAUCCCUCACUCAAAACCGCUCCAACAAACAUUGCCCCCUGGUGGAAGGACUACCAACGGUUAGAGGUCGAGGUGGAUAAACUUCUUCCUGGACCAAAGUCGAUGUGUAGGGACACAAAGGACCCGGGAACCGUGCCGACAAAGCAGCCCCGUCACAUUUUUCUCACUGGUAGCACGGGGUUUCUGGGAACAAGGAUUCUUCAGUCACUUGUGGGAAAUCCUGAGGUUCACUCAAUCACUCUUCUUGUGCGCGGUCCCACUGUUGAAGUGGCAUUAGCCCGUAUCGUCCGUGCCGCGAGCCAGGCUAAUUGGUGGAGACGAGAGUAUCGCCGUGUGAUCCAAGUCUGGCUUGGAGAUCUGUCAAAGCGUAAUUUGGGCCUAUCCGAUGAACAUUAUGAGAUUUUAUGCGGCGAGACAUUUGACGCCAUUGUCCACUGCGCCGCUACCGUCCAUUGGCUCUACGACUAUGAAGCCUUGCAAGCCAGUAACGUGCAGUCUACUUUCACAUUGCUUGCGGCAAUCUCCCGCCGACAAUCUCCUGCUCGAUUCACCUAUGUAUCUGCAUUGCGACCAGGAGAGACUGGUGGGCCAACGGUCUCAGAUGAUAUGAGGAGGAUGCUCUCCGCAGAGGCCGGUUAUAGUCAGACAAAGGUUGUUUCCGAGAUGCUGAUUGACCGCUUCAUUCAGUCGCAUGGGAACCAGGGCCAUUCCUUCACAAUCGUUCGCCCGGGACUGAUGAUGGGCCCUGCGGUAGAUGGAGUAGCUAACCUUGAUGAUGUCAUUUGGCGCACUGUUUCUGCAGCCCUUGACGUUCAGGGCUACAAUGCGCAAGAGGACGACUCUUGGAUAUAUAUUUCUCCAGUAGACUGGGUUGCUAGUGUGGUAAUUCAUGCCACUUUCCACCGUGAUACCAUGAACCCUUCCAGAACGUCUUGUAACGCUUUCAUCGUCUCUGUGGACGAUGGACUUCGUGUCAAAGAAUUCUGGAACGCAAUCAUGGAAGCAACAUCGCGACAACUCACGCCUAUGAGUGGUUCACAGUGGUUAGAUCGAGUACAGGAAAGGGUUGUAGCAAUGGGUAGCCACCAUCCUCUCUCCACUGUCAUUGAAUUCGCCAUUGCCACCUCCGGCUGCAUUGGCUCUUCACUGCUGUCGCAACGUUGUGACCUUCAGCAAACCUGGUACUCAGCUCAAAGUAUUCUAUGGAUGGCAGUUUUUCGUAAUGUCGAGUAUCUCACUUCGCUCAACUUCUGGGAGUCUGGUCAACAGGUGGUAUUCCAUGCGUCUGCUCCCAAUCGGACGAAUUUCUUAGUUUGA